Molecule: messenger RNA, 1116 nt
Organism: Medioppia subpectinata
Lineage: Eukaryota; Metazoa; Arthropoda; Arachnida; Sarcoptiformes; Oppiidae
Source: the annotation of a GenBank genome assembly
UGCAUACAGAGUGGCAGAAGCAGUGCCUAUGCUUUGCUAUCACUGCUAUCACUGCCUACCAGUGCUGGCGAUCAUAUGUUUGUGUUUGUGUUUGUGUUGAGUUCACUAAACCUAUCGCUUAUAUUAUGUGCGAAAGACAUGAAUAUCACUAUUAAUAAGAGUUUCAUGAGUUGUAACCAAAUUGAGGCCAAUUAUAGCUAUUAUAGCGGUUAUGAUUCCGUACACCACUUGUAUGCGAUUCAAUCGAUCCCUCCGUCGGCCACAACACGUCCUCCUCGUCGACAGCCAUACAUCACAACCCAAUCACUUCCAGUGGACACUUGUCCCACACCAACACUCACCCAAUCAGGUAUUGUAUGUAUGCGAUUCAAUCGAUCCCUCCGUCGGCCACAACACGUCCUCCUCGUCGACAGCCAUACAUCACAACCCAAUCACUUCCAGUGGACACUUGUCCCACACCAACACUCACCCAAUCAGGAAUCGACUUUCAUUAGAGUUCACUCACAAGACGACCAAACUCUGUGUUUCUCUUGGAUUUUAGAUACACAUCAGGCAUCAGUUGAUCAAUCACUGGAUUUAAAUGCAGGCAUUGGUUCCGGCGAUAGACAUGCUAUACAAUGCAUACCGGAACUCCAUUCGCCUAAAGACGGCGAAGACGAUGACAUACAAGACGAGGACAUCUCGAUCGACGAGAAUCGGGGAUAUCUUCUAAUAACAUUACGGCGCCGUAAAAGUAUCCAACGAAGCAUUCAUAUCGAUCCCAUCGCUCUUCUCGACCACAGCUAUUAUGGCAUUACAUCUCGUUAUUUGAAACAGUCAUCGAAGUGGCGCUUCAAUACAUUUACUCUCGAUGUCCUCACUGGUGGCUUUUUGGAAUCAGGAUAUCACGACACCAAUCCUUACCACAACUCAGUCCACGCCGCAGACGUCACUCAAGCCAUGCAUUGUUUCAUACAAGAGCCCAAAAUACGCCAAUUUCUUACUCCUUUAGAGGUCAUGUGUGCCCUAUUGGCUGCCGUUUCUCAUGAUUUAGAUCAUCCGGGAGUUAACCAACAUUUUCUCAUUGCAACCAAAAGCCAUUUGGCAGCCCUUUAUAAAUAUAGGAUUAUAAUAUAA